UUGAUUGAUUGAUUGAUUGCCUUCGUUCUUUCUCAAUAAAAUUAGGAAAGCCGCAAAAUAUAGAUCAAGAGUAAAAUCCUGCAACUUUUAGACGUGUCUCUGCUUCACCUGAAUCAAAUAAUGAGGUCAAUAGCAGGACUCUGAAGAACUUGGCUGCAUACUGAUGAGGUGAUUGAGCAAUUUAAUUCAGGUGUGAUGGACCAGAGACUAUCUAAAAGUUGUAGGACAUACACCGUCUGGAUUUGAACCCCUGAAGUCAAAUAAAGUCUAAUGUAGUGUACAAUCUAGCUUGGAAAGUUUCUUUUAAGAAAAUGUUAAAACAACCUAAUUUAUAUGGUGGGGAUGAUAACAGUGGUUGUUAAUUCACUAAAAUUGAGCUCAUAUGUAAACUAGCUACUGUUGAACAUUGAACAUGGUUUUAAGAUUUAAUUUUCUAAUUUCUUUUUAUAUGUGCCUUUUUAUUUGAAACUCUAGUGGUACCUUGCAGUUGUCUAGCAGUGGUCUACCAGUUUGGGUUGUAUAAAAUUCUGUUUUGCAGCAAUACAGUAGACUGGCACUCUGUGAACCAGAGGUGUCUUUGAAAGCUGGAGCCCACAGGGCACCGCCUAUAGACUGGUGUAGUCUUCAUCCCAUCCACUGGGGGCUUGUAUUUUUUAUUAUUGCGGGAUUAGAAAGCGUUAUUCCAAUAUGGAGGAACCAGGUCAUAGAUCUACUACAGUGUAGACUCCUACGCCCCGAGUCUCCCCUUGCAGUUCAUUGGUCCAUGAGCGGGUUCAGCACCACACAGGGUGAACAGCGACACUCCGCAGUUUCGUCGGAUGAGGAUGCCGCGGAAGCUGCUCAACACGGUUACUAUGACACCGGGUUUCUUCUUCUUUUUUUACUCUGCAUGACACUGUUCCAUCCAUCCAUAGGAAGUACUCCCAGCCAGGACAUUUCUCAGUUUGAUCGGCGGAUUCGUCUUGUCUUCAGAGAAGAUUUUGCGUCGCGGAUGUUCGGAUGCUUCUCAGAUUUCCUUUAUUUCGUCGGGUCUGCUUCGCUUCGAGUCCAAAGGCAUGACGGACUCUACUAACACCAUCCCGCGGGUUCAGUCCAGCUGCUUCAUCUUCUCAUGCACAACGCCGCAUCCGCUAUCACAGCUGCCGCCGCCCGAACACCGGGUCUCCCAGCCGGCGCCCUGGUGUCCGCCGGUCCCCCAAAGCCUCUUAUGACAUGACAACUCCGGGCAGGAGGAGCAGGAUCAAAGGUUGUGGGUAGGGGUUGCAGAAGGAUGGGUCAGAUCCUCAAGGAAAGGGUGCGAAGAAACUGAAAGUUUCCCUUUGAGAGUCAGAGAAGCGCUCGACUGGUGUGGAGUCUCCAGAGGGGUCAGAAAGUCCCCGUGAUCCUUCUUCUGAUCUGUAUACCUUCAGCGUGGUGACACCCACCUCUGCCUCCCAGUCUCAUCUGAUGUACGGCCUCAUAGUGUUGAUACUGGUCGAGUCCCAGCCAGCUGCGAGGUUCCCCGGGCCUGUGAGGUUCUCCUUCUCCUGCGCAGUCAUGGGCUGCAUUCAGAGCAUAGCCUGCAACAAGUCGCGAAUCAAGCGGGAGAACAUCGUGGUGCACGACCUGUCCGCCACCAUAGACCACUGCCCGACUGUCAUCGAGGAAAACUCCCCCAUUGUGCUCCGAUACAAGACGCCCUACUUCAAAGCCGCCGCGCGGAUUGUCAUGCCCCCCAUUCCGCGCAACGAGACCUGGGUAGUGGGUUGGAUCCAGGCGUGCACUCAGAUGGAGUUUUACAACACCUACGGAGACAUCGGCAUGUCGAGCUGGGAGCUGCCUCAAUUGCGGGAAGGUCUGGUGAGGGCCAUCAGCGACUCCGACGGCAUCAGCUACCCCUGGUACGGAAACACAACGGAGACCGUCACCAUAGUGGGCCCCACCUCCAAGCCGUCCCGCUUCACAGUCAGCAUGAAUGAUAACUUUUACCCCAGUGUCACCUGGGCCGUGCCGGUCAGCGAGUCCAACACGCCGUUGCUGACCAACAUCAAGAGGGAUCAGAGCUUCACCACCUGGCUGGUGGCGCUGAACACCACGUCCAAGGAGAAGAUCCUGCUGCACACCAUCAAGUGGCGGAUGAGGGUGGACAUAGUUGUGGAUCCGGCCCAGCCUCUGGGCUCCAGAGCCAGGCUGGUGGGCCGGCUGUACCAGGAACAACCGCGGGUGUUGAGCCGCAUGGAGCCCGUCCCUCCAAACGCCAUGGGGAAGCCGAACGCCAACGACGCCCAGGUUCUGAUGUGGAGGCCCAGGAGAGGUCCUCCGCUUGUUGUCAUACCGCCUAAAUAGAGCCAAGAGAGGCUCUUCAGAACCGUUUCUUUUUCUACGACGUCACAGAGAGCCACACACGACUGAAACUGAUGAUGAAAGACCGAAGCAGAGUUAAGUAUUUAAUUGUUGAAUCGGUGUUAAAACUCUGCCUUAAUUCCCCGCCGCUGCCUUUGAACCAUCCAGAAGGUUUCAGCCUCUGGUGCUGCUGAACUGCGGAGCGUACGGAGGUGCACUCUGACCCAGCACACCCGAGCGGAGCGCCGCUUAACUCUGAGAAAACACCGUCAGUGCUGGGAUGUAUCAUUAAUCUUCGAUGUAGCUCCUCAGGCUCAAGAGGAGCCUUGACACAGGCGGUUAUACACGAAAAGGUUUACAGCCUUAAAGAUCCUCCUGAGGGAAAGUUUUGGAGGUGAAGGUGAAAUCUAAGACAACUCCAUCGUGGGGGGGAUUAAUUGAUCGUUUUCAUGUCAGAUGGAUGAUGUGAAUGUAGGUAUUCAGGUGUUUUUGUCUGUGCAGAUGUGUUUUUUUUAUGACGGCUGCGUUCGGGGUUGCUGCUGUCACACCAGACUGCCUCAAACACUCCAGAGGCCUCAUUCAGGUUAGUUUUACUUUCAACUUUCAGAUCACAGGAAACAGACAGACUCGACACGUACACAUCCUCAAGGACACACUGACACGUGAAUGAAGCCUACAGAGAGAUUCUCCUUUUCCAACAGUGACUUCAUCCAAGCUUCCCAGUUGCUCCAAGUUCUGCCUUCGCAAAGCCAGAGAUGCCUGCCGAUGUCGACAGUGAAGCCGGAUUUUUUAUUUUUUUAUUUUAUUUAUUUUUGGUGGGAUUUUCAGGCCCCUCGUAUUAGAUUUGGAGAGAAUGAAGAUGUAAAGGACGCAAACGUACCCCGAAAUGGUUUGACUGUUUGUUACUAAGGGAAAUCAGUAGUAUACCACCAUGUCGAAUCAAAACUACAUGCCUCAUCAUCAAACCCUCUGCCUCCCUUUUCACCUCCAUAAAUUCAUGGUCCUUCGUCAGUAUUACUUACAGGGGCUUUAUGCUGCUUUUGGCUCCCAGGGGGCGCUGUGUUAGGACUGGUAUCAUGACACGGAUGGGGUGUAGUAGAGUUUGGGGGUUGGGAAUGGCGUAUAGGAACUCUAAACUCCUCAGUUUUCCUCUCUACCUUGCCUGUCGCUCUUAAGCUUUGCAUCCCAUCUUAAAAUGCGGUUUAAAAAUCUGUCUCUACAAUCGACUACUUGCUUUAAAAACUCGUUAUCGUAGUUUUUAUGUCUCCGAAGGUAAACCAGAGAGCGCAUUCCAACUAUUGAGGAAUUGCAUUUCUCCUGCCUCUCUGGGGGAAAUUUGCUCUUCCCGCUUUUGCAUAGCAAGAUCCAACUGAUCCAACUGGGGUCAGGAUUAUCAGUAAGGGUUGCACCAGUACAUGCAUAAAUGCAUCAGUCAGUAUUAUUGGUGCCUUUUCUGGUUGGUAAGCUGCACAUCUUGUGUGUUUCACCUCCUGAUAUCUGUGGUGGAUUUAUUCUGUGGUCAGGGAUGACCACGUUUCCCUUCAGCCUGAAGGACACAGAGUAACCAACUUGAGUUUUUGUUUUAAUAUUUGAGUAGAAUUUAAAGUUUUUCAUAAUCAUGUCCAUAAACACUUUACCUCCAGCCUUAUUUAUGUUUUGUUUUUAGGGGAUUUUUUGUUUGUUUUUGUAAUUUUCCCCUUGCAUUUCAAAGUUUUGAGAGGCUGUAGUUUCUUUACUGACUUUUGUCAGUUUGGAAGUGUCUUUGUGGCGACCAUAAGAUUUCUUUUACAGACCAGUGUUUUUCAUACGGUGUUGUCAGCUGGAAGAGUUUUAAUUUUGUUUUGUAACCCAUUCCUCUCACCCCCCCUCCCCUUCUGUUGUGUAGAAAUGUCCCAAGAUUUUCUGAAUCUUUCUGUGGAGGUUGAAAAAGGAAAAUGUUCACUUCAAGCAAAUUCGUCUUUGAGGAUUUCCCACAAAGCUCUAAACCGGUUCUCCCUCCUGAUUCUUCAAAAGUCAGUUUCCUUUUUAUAUUCAGUCCUAUUCCUGAUCUGUAAAAAUCUCCAGUACAAAAUUGCUGGCAGGCUAAUUGUGAUUAAAUAUGCUUUAAAAUAGUUAAAAAACCUUUUUUUUUUUCCACGUAGGAUUUAAAAUAGCUCACAGCGCCAUGUUUUUGAAAUAUUAUACACAUUUAUUUGCUCCUCACCCAAUAAAUUGCAGAGCACUAGAUUUCCUUCAUAAGUGCUUUUAAACGCUGUGGGACUUUGCACUUAUGGCUGCUGUCAAAAUGCAAAAGUACUCAAGUGUGAUACGAAUAUAUUAAUAUUUACCACGCUCCCCAUCUCAGUGUAACCACUGAAUAUUUCAAAGAAGCCAAAAAUGAGAAAAUUACUAGGAAAUUUGCUCUCGACUCAAGUCAACCCAUUUCACGAUGCCUUGCAAAAUAUUUCUAUCUGUUGAUGUUUUCCUUAAAACAUUUUGUCAUGCGACAAUGAUGAAAAAAAUGAGAUAAGAAAUCCAUGUUGAUGAAUCAUGUGCAAUCAAAAUAAUCAAUUAAACAAAAGACAGCUGCAUGACUUACUCCACAUCUGUCCCUAAUCAAUAAUCAAUGUUCACAUGAAAGGUAAAUGCCCCACCCAAACACAAGCCACCAAACCUUGACAUGUUUUAUUGGGAGUGUAUUUAUAUGAAACCUCACCUAAUUUAUUAAUCCUAUGACCUCUGAAGGUCGCACUGGAUUUUAUUUAAAGGAAUCAGAGUAAAGGAGGCUGAAUACAAGUGCAUUUCACAUGUUUUUGUAGAUUUAUAGACCCAAAGAUACACUCAGAUUUCAUUGGUGUAUCAUAAAAAACAAGUAACAAAACGUGAAAAAUACGACAGUGUAGGAAUGCUUUUGAAAGGCAUUGUAAGGCUGACUUUACGCUCAUGACAAUCCAUUUAAAAGUGGUCCUGAAUUGCUGCUCAAAACCCAAACAGAUAAAUUCAAAAAGACGUCCUAGUGAAUUAAAAACAGUCACAGUUCCUCUUCUGGCGUCAUGUCUUUUUCUAAACUGCUAUUACAAAAAAAAAAAGAAAAAGAAAAGAAAAAGAAUGUCACUUGUUUGCCAAUUGUUUAAUCAGUCCAUUCCGCCUCAUCGACACAAAAAAAGACCCGGACGGAUCACGGAGGAGCGCCGAGCCCAGCCAGAGGAGGAAUGGACGACGUUCCCGCAAAAAUCGCUCCCAUGCUGCUUCUUCAUCGUGGCGCCAACUGAACGAGGCUUCACAGACCGACACACACCUCACCGUCAGAGAGGCGGGCAGCCGGGUGUUUUGGAAAACGGAUACGCCUACCUUUAACCUCGACCCGGGAGCGGCCGGGUGAAAAAUCUGAGGAUUCAAACUUCUGAAGUCACGCCGACAAUCAGGAAAACCCCCCACCCCCAACAUUGCAGCACUUGUGACCGAGGAGUUCAUUAUUGUUCAACGAAUCGUGGCUUUUCUAGUGUAAAAAUAGUGACGACUGUAAUGUUUUAAUGAGGAAAAAUAAAUUGAAAUAUAUUUAUAUCCGAUCAUAUCUGCUGCCUGUGUGUACGAGGGUUUCAAAAGUAUAAUUUUCUCUAUAAAGGAGUCUUCAUAAGGAGAAUUAUAGGUUAAUUAUUUAGUGACGUCAACUCAGAAUAUCAGGCUUAUGUUCUUGAAUUUCUUUCCAUUUUACCAAACCGCACAAAAAAAAACUCUCCAUAUUGUCACCUUUAUAUUGUGUUUUAAUACAUUCCAAUCUGAAUAUAACUGUUAAUGUGUUGCACAGCAGAAAGGUUCAAACAGGAGCCACACAAUAACCCAUACUCAUAAGUUACACACUGUCCUUACAGAAAAGCUUCACAUGUAGAUAAUUAAGAUAAACUUAAUAUUUAUACCCGCUUUAUACCAACGUAGCUCAGAAAACAAAAACAUAAUGAAUCAUAAAUUCCCUAAAAGGAUUCUGUGUUUGAUUAUUUGGCCACAGAGUCAAUACAAUAUACUGCAAAAA
Molecule: messenger RNA, 6331 nt
Organism: Poecilia latipinna (sailfin molly)
Lineage: Eukaryota; Metazoa; Chordata; Actinopteri; Cyprinodontiformes; Poeciliidae
Product: protein FAM78B-like
Exons: 2
Coding region: 1447-2325 (292 amino acids)
Source: RefSeq, a predicted model, not a curated record